AUGAUAGGGAAUACAGUGUUCAAAUGGAUCAUUUGCAGUGGAAAAUCAAAAGAGAUUCUUGUAUAUUACAAUGUGAAUCACAAACAAGAAAUAUUGAAUUCAAGUGAUAGAUCAACAACCAAGAAGAUGGUCUCAUUAGACUUGAAGAUAAAGGAGAGCAAAGUAAAAUCCUCGAAAUGGAAACUUGCCAUCGAGCACACAGGCAAGGGUCUCCCUACGCAUAUAUUUGAAGGGAAAAAAUCUAAAAAGAAAAGUGUGGAAAAGGAGAAAGAACUGACAACUAAACAAAAGCAGACUUCAAUACAACAAGAAGGGGGACAGAAGAAGAUUGUAGAGGCAAGGAAAAGGAAGAAAGGAAAGAAAUUCAAAAUUCAAAGUGAGACAUGCACAACAGAAACCAAGGCCAAAGCUAGAAGGAAGAAAAAGCAAGAGUCAAGAAGUAUAGCACAAUCAUGUCAAUUGAAUAGGAAUGAGCAAUCCCAGAAGUCAAGUGAUCAUUUGAAAAGAAAACAGUCAGGAAUACCCCAGAAAAGCAAUGCCGUGAAAGCAAAAAAGAAGAAAACCAAAAAAACAAACAAAAAACAAAACCCUAGCCCUUCAAAGUCAGAACAAGGCCAGAAUCCUACAAAAACAAAGCAGACAGGAAGUCCUGCAACAGCACCAGAAAACAAAAAAGGGAAAAAGCAUCCUCUGACUGAAGAGCCUCAUGCAGAGGAAAAAACCCUCUCAGAUACACAUUCAUGUAAGAAGAAGAAACAACCUCCAAAGAAGAGAAAGAUCACAGAAGAAGCAGAGACCCAGAGCAACAGUGCAAAAGAGCAACCAGCAAAAAAAAGAAAAACUGAGAAUGUAAAGAAAUUAGGAAAUUCCCCACAACUCAGUAAGCCAGUGACAGUUAAGAGAAUUAACCAAACCAAGCCUCUGAAGAAAACAACCUUAACAAAAGACUUAAAACUUAAGGGCGGAGUUUCAAAGUAUGAAAAGGCAGUUGGUGCUACCGCUUUAGCAGUAUACAGUAGAAGGGAAAAUGAAAAGCAACUGCUGAGAGAAGCGUUUGCAAAGAAUGCCAGCAAAUAAUUUAUAUUUGAAUGGGGAAAUUAAGUGCAUCUGUGUUCAUCCCCCCCCCCCCCGUUUAUAUGAAACAAUAUCUCAAAUGUAAUUGUGUAAUAUUUAAUAUGAUAUGAUCAGUCAGUGGGAUUUGGUUUAGUUUUUUUAAACUGAACUAGGGAACUGGUUUUCAUUUGCAAUUGUAUGCAAUGGAAAUUCAUCCCUGUCAGUCUAGGAUGUGUAACAAUUCGUUAUAAAAUAGAUAAAAUAGAUAUUUUAACUUUUUAAAUUUUUGUAUCAUGGUGUGUUGUUAUGUUGAUUUAUUUAAAUGCAAAUACUUUGCAAUAAAUUGGUUUCAUUGGUUUAGAAAGUUGCAAGUUGGCAAAUAUAUUGAUCUGUAUAGUGUAUAAUAACUACAAAGAUGUGUAAAAAAAAUUCAUGGGGUGUUUUUCAGUAAAUUAUUUGGUUAAUAUACAUUUCUUACUCUGGUACUAGUUCACACUUUUUGUAUAGAAAGAAUAAUGAACUUGACAAAUUUGUGUAUGCAAAUAAUGAAAAAAUUAUACUGAUCUUCUUA
Penaeus vannamei (Pacific white shrimp) is the source of this 1624-nucleotide messenger RNA. NCBI's taxonomy places the organism in Eukaryota, Metazoa, Arthropoda, Malacostraca, Decapoda, Penaeidae. The record is from RefSeq and is a predicted model, not a curated record.